Messenger RNA from Pristis pectinata (smalltooth sawfish), 6072 nucleotides. Its product is annotated as myo-inositol 2-dehydrogenase-like. The record is from RefSeq and is a predicted model, not a curated record. Gene Ontology annotation, biological process: NADPH regeneration. Bases 1483 to 3228 code for a protein of 581 amino acids. Gene Ontology annotation, cellular component: cytoplasm. Gene Ontology annotation, molecular function: oxidoreductase activity; nucleotide binding. Lineage: Eukaryota; Metazoa; Chordata; Chondrichthyes; Rhinopristiformes; Pristidae. The transcript is spliced from 10 exons.
CCCAGGUCAGCCUGGCCCUCCCCGCCGGCGGGCGGCGCUGCGGCUGGCCCUCCCCGCCGGCGGGCGGUGCUGCGAAGGAGCGGCUGUGUUUCCUGUGGCCGGGUUCACAUCCGGGAGCAGGUUGAGGGGGGCUGAUGUGCUUUGGGAGCCCGGCAAUGUGUGCCUCUGGCUGAGGAGCUGACGGGCGGGUCACGGCAGCUCCCGAGGCCUUCAGCUGCUUUGGUUGUUAAUGUGCUGGCGGCGGGGCAGCAGGAAGUUGGAGGUAGGACUGGGGCUGAGUUCUCAGGGAGUGGAGGACCAGCGCAGGGAGAUAGCGGGCUGCAAGGAGGCAGGAAUAAACCAGGUAACCGAGAGGCAGGAAUAGAACAGGCUGCAAGAGGGAAGUCAGCCCCUGAGAGGAAAACAUUGGGGGAAGAGGCAGGGGGAGAGAACACAUCAACAUCAGGCAUAGGAGAAGGUAAACAGGGGCUGGAACGAGUAAGAGAGAGAGAAGGGGGCCAGUAACAGGUGGGAGACAGGGAAGAGGGGACAGGAGGUGAACCAGCAAACAUUGAAGGAGAUGGACAUGGACGCCAGCGAAAGAGGGAGAUAGGCAGCGGGUAUUAAAUCAAAAGGAAGGGGGAGGAGGGAGAGAAUACAGAAGGGAUAAGGGAAAUGAGAUAUCAGGGAAGGAGUGAGAUGUAAAUUGAGGAUUAAUGCAGGGAGACCUGAUAAAGAUAAGCAAGAGAGAAGAUUGCAAAGUGAGAACAACAGACUUGGAAGGGAUUAUAACAAACUAAACGGGGAGGGAAUAUUAAGUACCUGAGAGUGAGGACAGCAGAAACUGAUGAGAGAAAUACAAGUAGGGGAAAAGGGGAAUCUUGUAGAAAUAGCAAAUAAUAAAGAGGGGAAAAGGACUAGCAUAAAUUGCAGGGGAAGAAUGAAUGGCUAAAAGACGGAACAAACACAAUCUCCAGAAUAACUGACUGGAGAACUAGGCACAGAAAUUCACCUUGUGAAAGGAAGAUAUAUUGCCGUCGUUGCAGGGAAAGGAACAAGGGUGGGAAAGACACUAGGGGAGUGAAUUGUAAACGUAUUAUAGAAAUUGAAGACUGAAGAGCAGCUGUAGAAAUGAACACAUAAAGAGGAUGCUUGUUGUGGAAUAAGCAGAAUUAAGUUAGCGUAUAGGAGGGUAAAACAAAGUGGUUUGAGACAAUAGGUGGACAAAUGAAAUUUAAUGUAGGGUAGCUAAUGCAGAACUAUAAAAAGAAGAAAUAAACAUUUGGAGUAAAGUCAUAAAAUACCAAGAAGACGACAAUUUGUGUAGAAAAUACUGUAAAUUGAAAGCAACAAAUAGAUAUCAGUAACAGAAAACACAUGGAGAAUGAAGUUUAAAAAUGAGUCAUAUUUAGGAUGAUUGAGAGUUAGUGGAAGAAAGUGGUUGGACAGAAAUAGUAAUAGGGGAAAUAUCUUGAAGUUAAGAAAGAAAAUAGUAUCUCCAGCAUGGGGAGGAAGAAAAAAUCACUGCAUGAUUAUGCAGCUGAAUUUUGUGACCUGUCGGUAAAAAGACACAUUGUCGAGCAAAAGGAAGGUGGGGAGAGGGGUUUGGUGGAGAUUUUGUACUGCAAGUCCUGUGAGAUUCCAAUGAGCGCUCGGAGGGAUCGCAUUUUAGAGCAUCUGGGGUCGGCCAGGCACUAUCGCAACAAACGGUUGGAGAAGCAUACUUCAGCCAGACUUCAUGCAACCACCUUACUCAUCAGAAGCCAGUGCGCAGGUGCAGGAAGUGGCAGCAGCGGGAAGAGAGUGGAGAGUCACCUGACCCGGUCUCCCCCUACGGAUCUCUCUGCUGGGAUGUCUAUGCUCGAUCAAUCUGUUCUACCACAGUCGUCAUCUUUUGUAUUCCGACCCAACCCAUGUCCCACCAGCUUCAACAAUAAUGCUUCUUCUCCAGUGUCUCAUAAUCAGAACAUGAUCUCAUUCAGAACAAGUGUAUCCAACUCCAUUACCAACACAGUGACUAUUCGCCAUGACAUGGCUACCUCAAACUCUCCCUCAGGUUCGACACCUCCAUUCAACGGCCUUCAAGUCCUCGGUCAUUCCCACUCUUCGAGAUCUAGUGGCCAAAGGCACAUAAUUCCAGAAACUUCUAAUAAUAUUGUUUCCAAUGUGACAAUGGGGCAAUAUGGGAACGGUGCUUUGAUGGGCAGUCGCAUCGGAUUGGCACUUUUUGGCAUUUGCAGUGGCAACAGAGCUUUGUUUAAAAGCAUCCAAGAGGAGAGCGGCUGCAGCUUGCUUUACAUUGUGGAGGACUGCAUUCAGGAUGUGGAAUGUGCCUUCAGCGCAGAUGUUCUUGCAAGUACCAGGGUGGUACGUGGGCAGGACGCUGACAUUGUGCUCAAUGACCAAUGUGUUUCAGGAGUCAUUAUUUGCUCGCUGGCAGAAGAAGGCUCAGAAGUAGUUCUGGAUGCUUUACGCGCAGGUAAAGGAGUAUUUUGUGAAAAGUUACUGAGUUUAGACAAACAUGUUGCUGAAUCAUGCUUUGAUGAAGCUGCAAGAGUUGGGAAACCUCUGGUCUGUGGACUGUAUAAACGUUUUGAUCCUGCUGUGCAGUUCUUAUACAAAAAGGUUCACAAUAAGGCUCUGGGAAGAAUUCAGCGAAUUGUCAGUGUCAGUAAGACCUACCCCUCUCCGUCUCUAAGCUAUAUUAAAAAGACAGGUGGAAUAUUCUAUGAUGGCGUGGUACAUGACUUGGAUACAGUCUGCUGGAUACUUGGAGAAAAUGCUCCAGAUACCAUAUUCUCCUUGGGCCAUGCCUUCUGCCAAGAAAUUGCAGCCCUCAAAGAUGCUGAUGCUGUCUCCGUUAGUAUGAAAUUUGCCAGUGGGGCUAUAGUCACGCUUGAUGUCAGUCAGCACUGUACACGGAGCAGUGACCAGAGGUUAGAGGUUCACGGGUCUGAGGGAACACUAAAGAUGGACAAUCAAAAUGCAUUGGGAAUAACUGAACAGGGCACACCCAGGCCAGUCUGCUCCCACUUGCAUAAUGACAGAUAUAGAGAUGCUUACAGAGAGCUGCUGAAACACUUCCUCAAGACUCUGAAAGGGAAGGAACAGCCCUUUAUCACAAAGGAGAACUUCCUGUGGACGAUUCAAGUUGCUGCGGCUGCAGAGCAGUCUUGGAGGAAUGGUUCGGCAGUGGACCUGCGGAAUGAACCACUCGAUGGCAUUGUUAUUAAAACUGAGGUUCCCUGAUAAAGAGACAAGUGGCGGGAAGUGAGGACCAUGUUUAAUCACAAAAUGUGACAGUAACUUGCCAGGGUGCAGAGAGGAAAUGAAGUGAGCAGAGAGCUGUUCUACAUACUACUUGUAUUCUUUUGGACAGAAGACAGAUACUUGUAAAGGAAGAAUUUUAUUCUAAGUAGGGUUAGAGUGGUAGCAAAUAUAAUAGUCUGGUAAGGGGAGGGGUUUGGUGGUGGGUGGGAGGAGUAAAUUAACCCACUGUGUGGUACAGUUCUGUACCAUCCUACUGAGAACCUGAUGCUCUACCAACAGUCAGCAGUUGGUGGAGCCUAAUAUUGUGAACGGUUUAGCGGAAGAAACACAGGAACCUGCGUACAGAAGUACUUGUAAGUAUCUGGCAUAGGAAUUGGUAAAAAAAAACUGUCUCUCCCUCCGUUCCUACCCCUCAAAUUGUAUACCACUUGUCCUUUUCAUGUGCAAUCAACAGCUGUUCUGUCUGCUAUUGCCUAUCAAGGUGUUGAACUCUCGAACGACCUGGGUGAAGCACUCAGUUAGAUCUGAUGUAGGUGAGGCUCUCCCAAUGAUGUAUCAGGAGUUUGAAGGGUCGGGUUAAGUGUCUAUUUUUCAGACUACCCUGAAGUGUGAUAAAAGUUUUCUGUCUGUGAAAUGGAAGAAUAUGUACAUUUGAUUUUGUGGCUUGUUGACAGUGGGUCAGCACCAGUAUGUAUAACCAAUAUGGCUCAGAUUGCACAUGUAUUUUUUUUGCUGUCUUCUACAUGAAAUGAUGUUUGAUUCUUUGUUACAAUCAUUUAAUUCUAUUGAAUUGAAUUAGGUCUAAUGUGUGCUGUAGUUUCAAAGAAGUAAUUUAUUUAGAAAUAUGUGCUUUUAUAUUUGCAAUAAUUGGACAAUUUAGGAUUGCUUAUAAAUAUUAUACUUGCUAGAUCCAUUUUGAUAGUGAAGAAGCAACAAUGUAGAGUUGGGAUGAUGGACAGUUUGAAAGUUACCCCUUUUGUAAUAGAAUAGUCAAUUUUUAUUUAAAGAAUGUAAACAUUUUAAUGGAUGUAAUUAUGUGCACUGCAUUGUCUCCUGUUUUUGACAGCCACACUUAUGUGAAAUGCAUAUAGUUUCACCGUUUUGUCAAUGCAUUGAGUAUUAAUUUCACCCUUUGUGUUAGAUCACUGUUCAUACAGUUCAUUGGGCAUAAGAAGAGAAGAGAGAAGUCCCUGUUUUCUGGCCAAGGUUUAUGGCAGCAACAACCCAAGUUUCUGUUCAAGUGCAAAAACACUGACUACACAUUAGCAUUUAACCUUGAUAAAGCAAAACUGUAUGGCUGACAAAAGGAAGAUGAAGAACGUGGGGCUGACCCACAACACAUUGCAGAGUUGCCUUGAAUCUUCACAAUACUGUGUGUGAGUUAAAUGAAGCAAGGGAGGAAAUUGUGGAUGCCUUGAUUAUAAUUUUUCAGUCCUUUCUGGCUGCAGGAUUGAUGCCAGAGGAUUGGAGAACUGCUGACGUUGUACCAUUCUUUAAAAGGUAGAAUAAGUAACUAUAGGCAAGUUAGUGGUGGGCAAAUCCAUUCUGAGGGAUGGUGUAUGGGCACAGGUAAUUCAGAGACAUUUAACAUGGACUUUUUGUCAGAAUCUCAUGUCUGACAAAUGUGAUUGCAUUCUUUGAGGAGUUAACAAGGAGGGUCAAUGAGAGAAGUGUGUUUGAUCUGGUCCACAUGGAUUUUGGGAAGGCUUUUGGCAAGGUCCUACGUGGCUGGCUGGUCAAAAAGGUAAAAUCCUGGGAAAGGCAAAAUUGUUCAUUGGCAGGAAGCAGAGGGAAUAAUUGAUGGAUGUUUUUGGGACUAGAAGGCAGUUACAAGUGGGGGUUACACAACAUUCAGUGCUUGGUCCCUUGCCUCUGUAAUAGUAAUGAUUUGGUCUGUAGGGAACAUGAUGAAAAAACAUUGGCAGGUGAUACAGAAGUUGGCCAUUUGGUUGCCUGAGGAAAAUAUAGAUGGUCAGGUGGAAAAAUGGAAUUUAAUCCAGCAAAGUGAGAGAGAAUACAUUUGGGGAGGUGCAGAAAGGCAAGGGAAUGUACAGUAAGUGAGAGGAUAUUUAGGGCAGUGAAGGAACAGAGUGACCUUGGAGUGAAUGUGCACAGAUUCUUAUAGUCGAACUGCUCAUUAAGGUGGUUGAAGAGGCAGAUAGGAUGCAAUCCUUUCUGAGUCAAGGUGUCGAACAUAAGCAUGGGGGAUUUUGCUGGAAUCAGACAAUGCUGCUUAGACCACAGUUUAAGUAAUGUGUUCAUUUCUGGCCAUCACGUUACAAGAAUGGGAUUGCACUGGAGAGGGUGCAGAGGAGAAUUACAAGGAAGUUACUGGGAGUGGAAAAUUGUUUCAAUGAGGAAAAAUCGAAUAAGCUUCUGCCAUUUUCUUUGGGAUGGGAGGCUUUUAAUCGAUGUGUAUAAAAGUAAUGAGGGGACGAGAGUAAAAGAGAAGGACCUAUCACCAUUAGCAGAGAGAUGAAAAAACAGAUUUAAAGUAAUUAAUAGAUAAGAGGGGAGGAAAAUGUUUUCAACCUGGUGUGGCAAGAGUUACGAGCUCACUGUCAGAAAGAGUAGUAGAGGCAGAAAUCUUCAACGCACUUUAAAAAAAAUACUUGGAUGAGUUCUUGAAGUGCUGUGACACACAGGAGACUUAUUUAAUGAACACCAUGGAUGUUUUGGGCUGACUGGUGCCUGUGUUAUACAUUUUCUUAUUGCAUGAGGCAGCUGCACUGAUGGAGCAGAACAGUUCACUCAAUGUUGAAGAUACUAACACCUGACACAGUUGGAGGUCUAAAGGUGAUCAAAUGUUGGCUGAUUUUUCAA